UGAACAGUAUCUGAAAACACGGCGCCGUAAUGGAGAACGGUGAAGCAAGCGGCGCCGGAAGAAACACGACACCGACGAAAGGAACGCUAACCCUAACCCGAUUCCAACCCCUCUACCGCCCGCCGGGAAUGCACCGCCAUGCGGGAAGGUGACGUCGCCACCCCCUUCACCGACUUCCGCCCUCAGGCCCUUCACCAGCCUUAGCCAGGUCGAUGCUGACCUAGCUCUCGCCCGCGCACUCCAAGAACAGGAGAGGGCGUACGCAAUGCUGAGGAUGAACGGCGUCGAUUGCAGCGAUUACGGAAUCUCCGACGCCGGUAGCUACGAUUACGAGGAGGGAGCCGGACCAUGUGAUCGAGGACGACGCGGGGAACAUCGAGGGGAGCGAUUACACGAGGACGCUUUCGAUGCCAAUGAUCCUGAUGUUGACGAUGAGACAUUCGCAAUGGCGCUUCAGGAUUCUGAGGAGCAAGAGGUGGCUGUUCGGUUGAUGGCCGUCGCAGGGGUAUCAGAUGAUCAUGAUGACCAUGGCGAUAACUCUCAAGAUGCCUGGCAAGAGGUUGAUCCAGAUGAGUACUCAUAUGAGGAACUAAAUGCACUGGGCGAGGUUGUUGGAACUGAAAGUAGAGGCCUUUCGGCUGACGUGAUAUCCGCUUUGCCUUCAGUAAGUUACAAGGCAAACAAUGUCCAAGACAGCAAUUCUGAACAGUAUGCAUACAUCUCGAUUCAUCAUAUGCUGUCUGGAGUAUGAGGAUGGUGAUUCUUUGGUGCUGCUUUCUUGCAAGCACAUAUAUCACCUUGAAUGCAUAAACACGUGGCUCCAAAUAAACAAGGGGUCUCAUCACGGAGGACAUGGGAGGGGGGAAGGGCUUUGCUAUGCAGAAGAAGAGCUUCGUCCACGGAACAAUUCCAAG
Molecule: messenger RNA, 914 nt
Organism: Musa acuminata AAA Group (dessert banana)
Lineage: Eukaryota; Viridiplantae; Streptophyta; Magnoliopsida; Zingiberales; Musaceae
Product: E3 ubiquitin ligase BIG BROTHER-related-like
Exons: 7
Coding region: 266-751 (161 amino acids)
Source: RefSeq, a predicted model, not a curated record